Molecule: messenger RNA, 540 nt
Organism: Rhipicephalus sanguineus (brown dog tick)
Lineage: Eukaryota; Metazoa; Arthropoda; Arachnida; Ixodida; Ixodidae
Product: neural cell adhesion molecule L1-like
Exons: 4
Coding region: 1-540 (179 amino acids)
Molecular function (GO): protein binding
Source: RefSeq, a predicted model, not a curated record
AUGACAGCUGCCCAGUGGUUACCCCUACCUGGUCGCCGGAUAUAUAAUCACUGCACGCGUCGCCUGGAAGUUGGCAGCGAAGAAACAACUGCCGUCGUCACGGGACUGGUUCCCUGGAGUCAAUACCGGCUCAUCUUGAGACCAUUCUUUACGGCCGAUGGUGACCCGCGAAGUCUGCGCAAGUACGGCUCCCCUCAACAUCAGGAGUUCAGCACAAAAGUGGGCGUUCCCAGCGUGCCGAGGGACCUGAAAGUAAAAGAGACGAAGGAAGGCGUUGCCAAACUCAACUGGGAGGCUCCGAAGAAUCCGGCAGGUCCAAUAAGCGGGUACACGGUAACCUGGAACUGCAACAAUGUCAACAACACCCAAUCUACUGAAAAUUCCAACAUCUUAAUCUCAGGCAAGUACAAAAAAUCUGCCUUCAGUUUUUUGCGCCUGACAGCCGAGUUACACGGAUGCACCUUUAAAGUCGGCGCCUUCAACAAGCUCGAAGACGGCACAACCUUUAGUGGAAGCGACAUCCAACUUUCAAUAGACUAG